This is a messenger RNA of Gadus morhua (Atlantic cod), 1654 nucleotides long. RefSeq names its product achaete-scute homolog 4-like. The coding region runs from base 215 to 748 and encodes 177 amino acids. The transcript is spliced from 2 exons. Lineage: Eukaryota; Metazoa; Chordata; Actinopteri; Gadiformes; Gadidae. Gene Ontology annotation, biological process: regulation of transcription by RNA polymerase II; developmental process. The record is from RefSeq and is a predicted model, not a curated record. Gene Ontology annotation, molecular function: protein dimerization activity; RNA polymerase II transcription regulatory region sequence-specific DNA binding; DNA-binding transcription factor activity, RNA polymerase II-specific.
UGGAUCUCUAAAUCCUCUCGGCCGUUACUGUUUCAUCUCCGCCCAAGAACACACCCAUCCAGAAAGCCCCAUAUCAAGAAGAAGGCUGCCUCGCUUGUCACUUCAAUCGCAUCUGUGCCCCGAAUACUCAGAGACAUCACUAAACUUAAACGGCAUACGUUCAUUUCUUGCAAAAAGCUUUGAAAGAGGAUGAUUUCACGAAGACACUAAAGGGAUGUCUCGUCACACCGCCGAGUUAAUGGAGCACUUCUCGUUCGUCCGGCGGCAACUAGCGCUCCACCACGGCGCGUCCGCGGACAAGACGCGCCGCGCGCAAGGCUACAAAGACGCGCUGGCGCUUCCGUUCCACCUCGACGCGACCUACCUGGACGCCUCGGGUCAAGCCGUCACCGGUCGUUUGGCCUACCUGCCUUUCCGCGGACAUCAUCUGGAUCUCGGCGGGGUGUGUGACUAUGCCUACGAGCCGGCGUUCAUUCGGAAGCGCAACGAGAGAGAGCGUCAUCGAGUGCGCUGCGUGAACGACGGUUACGCGCGGCUCAGGGAACACCUGCCGCGGGAAUUGGAGGAGAAGAGACUGAGCAAAGUGGAGACCCUCCGUGCGGCCAUCGACUACAUCCGCCAGCUGCAGGGGGUGCUGGAGCGGAGCGCGUCCGGCGUCUUGGAGAUGUCGCCCGGAGACGCGCGUAAAAGUGGUAAAACCGGCCAGCCACGUGGGGCGGAGUGUAACAGCGACGGCGAGCUUUACUAGAAGUUUAGAAUAGAAAUAGAAGCAUGAGGGUUUUCUUGACUUUAUACGUUGAGACUAUAAUAGGCCUACUUUAAAAAAUAAAAAUAAACGCUUUGUACCACUCGAAGAUGUGAUAUUUUAAAGUAGGUCAAGGGUAACAUAUUGAGAUUCUUUUUUAGAACUUCCCAAGACACUGUACACAGCAUCACUGUGUUUGUUUGGUGGCAAUCUUGGUAAAUUUCCAUCCACAAUUCUCUUUAUUUUUUUAAGUGUUAUCCAUUACAAAAAGUAGCCUUACACUGUUUACAAAAAAAAGACUAUCAUAUUUGAAUAUAAAAUUGGGUAUUUAUAUUGGAGAUAAAUUAAUCAGAUAAUAAUUAAAUAAGCCAUUAUUUAUUUGUUAUAGAAGAACAGUUUGGAAUUGUUUCAUUGUAUUUUGUCAAUAAACAUUGGCAUUUACCAAAAUGUAUUCCCAUCAAAUUUGUUGCAAUGAGACUUCUGUCAAACCAAAUAAAACAAUCACUUUUUGGGAUAACAUUUAAUUGUAUGGACUCAUGGAUUUAUGAUGUAGGCCCAUAGACCUAUGUAUGCAACCUUCAUAGUCAACCGUCUUAACAGAAUCCCAAGCAUGUGGUUAUGCCCACUUCCUCUAUUAUUACCUCAAUCCCAAUAAUGCCUUUUCAAAGCCAACCCCAACUUUUGAUCUGCAACCUGCGUGAGGCUGGGCCGGAUAUUCCCCAUCCCAGGGGCGGAAGAAUGCACCGUUACACAGACGGAGCACCUUAGCAAAGAGAGGGAGAGAGAAACGCGCCCUCACAUCUAUUUUUUUGUUUAUGUCUAUCCCAGCCUGCAUCCCACCAUUAAUUCCCCCAGAAUCAUUCUAAUGUGGAAAACAUAAAAAAUAAAACAGUUUUGAAAGAGAUCGUA